AUGGCGAAACACACCAGGCGUAUCUCCGAGAUGACUCCACGCAACUCAGAUAUGUCACCGCUUCUACGUCUUCCUGGAGAAAUCAGGAAUGAGAUCUACCGACACGUCCUCAAUAAAGGCGUCUUCGAAUUCGAAAAUGACGUCGUACUGCGCACUACCGGAUAUGGAGAGCGAUUUACCCUCCUCCGAGUCUGCCGCGAGAUUUACAACGAAACGAGGCUACUUCCAUUCUCUCUUAACACAUUCUACUUCGGCAGUUUCGAAGUCUUCCACAAGUUCAUCGUCAAAUUUACUACGGCGAAGUUUACUACGACAAAGCAACGUCAAGCCAUUCGCGCACUACACCUAGACCUCUGCACUGAAUGCUGCAUCGGUGGCAUCAAAGACUUCGAAGCCCGCCAGAUGUACUCGUUAUCCGACGUACUUCCGGGACUGCAAUCCGUCAACGUAGUUAAAGGCGGUGUGGACUGUUACCCUAAGGUCACGCGUCGUGAACGACAGAAGAUUGACCAGUGGCUGCGAUGCGGUCUGGACGAGCGCGUGGAAAUGAAUAUCUGGUACAGAGAUGAAUGA
Alternaria burnsii is the source of this 573-nucleotide messenger RNA. RefSeq lists its product as uncharacterized. The transcript has 2 exons. Bases 1 to 573 code for a protein of 190 amino acids. The record is from RefSeq and is a predicted model, not a curated record. Lineage: Eukaryota; Fungi; Ascomycota; Dothideomycetes; Pleosporales; Pleosporaceae.